CUAUGCUUUUUACACUCAAUUCAUCAGCAUUCAAAUCAAUACACUACAAUUCUCUCUGGUGUACUUGCAAAUUAAGAGUUAGUAGCUAACUAGUUAAGAUGGCAAUGCUAAAGGUUGCAUGUGUGGUCCUUGUGUGCAUGGUGGUGGUAGCACUUGCACCACCGCUUGCGGAAGCAGCUGUGACAUGCGGUACGGUGCAGAGCGCAGUGGCCCCGUGCAUCGGCUACCUGAGGAACGGUGGUGUCGUUCCGGCGAAUUGCUGCAACGGUAUCAGAUCCCUCAACAACGCGGCUAAGACCACACCUGAUCGCCAGACCGCUUGCAGGUGCUUGCAGUCUGCUUCUGGUAAAAUUACAGGCCUCAAACCUGCUUUAGCUUCUGGCCUCCCCGGAAAAUGUGGUGUCAGCGUUCCUUACAAGAUCAGUCCCUCCACUGACUGCUCCAAGGUCAAGUGAGCUUGACGAGAGGAUAAAUUUAAAGCUGAGGACGAUAUAGUAGCAUGAGAAUAAGAUCAGUGUUGAUUCCAGCAGGGGUCCCACUUGAGAGUUGAGAGUCUUUGUUAAUUACCAGCUUCUUCCGUGUCUGUCUUAUAGACAUAAUAUAUAUAUUUUUAUAAAUGUAUCAUUAAGCUAGUUGUUGCAUGUAAUAAAAGAAAUAUCUAUGCUAUUCCAGUAUUACCAUUAGAUUGCA
Cornus florida is the source of this 690-nucleotide messenger RNA. Its product is annotated as non-specific lipid-transfer protein 1-like. Gene Ontology annotation, cellular component: membrane. Lineage: Eukaryota; Viridiplantae; Streptophyta; Magnoliopsida; Cornales; Cornaceae. Gene Ontology annotation, biological process: lipid transport. Bases 99 to 455 code for a protein of 118 amino acids. Gene Ontology annotation, molecular function: lipid binding. The record is from RefSeq and is a predicted model, not a curated record. The transcript has 2 exons.